CAGUGUUUCUUCUGAGAGCCAGCUAGCCUCCAGUGAUUGAAAUCAAUAAAAACAGUCGGCAAGGGGCCCAGUGGGGGAAGAGAGAAAUCUCCACUACAGCAUUCAGUUUGCUUUCCACUUUCUCCCUCCCCCCCCUAAAGUUAAACUCUGAAGAUCACCAUGACAAGCUACUUUGCUUCCAGCGCUGGGAAGACGCUGGUGGGGAUUUAAAGGAAGCGAGCGCUUUCCUUUCGCCUCCCUGCCUUCGCUCUCCCCCCACACACGAAGGAAAUGAAAGGCUUGCCUGGAAUCUGAAUCCUGCCUGGAAAAACUUCAUCGGACAAGUGCAUCAUUCUGCAUUUCAGGAAAGGGAUGGAUUUUACAGUCGGAGAAUGCUAAAAGGUGAGAGAGGAAAGAAAAGCAGGAAUCUGAUUCAGCCAGAGCCCACGUACAGGCUAGGAUGUCCACCACGGCGGAGGGGACCUCUGAAGCUGCGGGAAGGACUGCAAGUAAGAGCCUGAGAUCGGCACAAUCCACAUCCUAAAGCCACCAAAACAUUAGGGAACACGUGACCCACGCGCCGACCCAGUGACUCAGACUGACAUUCUCCUGGACUGCACCUCAUAAAAGCUGGUAAUCAGCGAAGAAGAUACAAAAGCUAAAAUCACUAUGUGGAGCUGUGAAACCUUAAACAACAGUACUGAGAACAGUGAGGACCAGCAUCUCUGUCAUGACUUCCACCUUGUGCUUUCCAUCUUUUCCCUACUCUACCUCAUUAUAUGUUUCCCAAUUGGCCUUUGUUACAAUGGCUUGCUGGUCCUUGUUAAUCUCUAUAACAAAGCUACUAUGACUAUGCCAGAUGUUUACUUUGUCAACAUUGCCAUUGCUGGUCUCAUCAUCAACGCUCUGGCACCAAUGUACCUUCUAGGUCUUGCCAACACAAAAUGGGCCAUCUGGAAUUCUAACAAUGAAGUUUAUAUUACCUUGCUUAUUUUAUUCAAUGUCUCGUCUUUAGUUACCAUGUACUCUACUACAUUACUCAGUCUGGACUACUACAUUGAACGUGCUCUACCUAGAACUUAUAUGUCAAGUGUGUACAACACCAAACAUGUUUGUGGAUUCAUAUGGGGUGGUGCCAUGCUUACAAGUUUUUCAUCUCUCCUGUUCUACGUCUGCAAUCACGUAUCCACUAAAAUAAUUGAAUGUUCCAAGAUGCAGAACAAAGAAGCAGCAGAUGCCAUUAUGGUCUUUAUCGGGUAUGUUGUACCAGCUGUCGCUGUACUGUAUGCACUUACAUUAAUCUUGCGAAUACGCAAAGAGGCUACACCACUGGAUCAAGACACUGGACGAUUAGAUCCAUCAGUGCACAGGCUUUUGAUUGCCACAGUCUGUACACAGUUCACGUUAUGGACACCCUAUUAUGUUAUUCUCUUAGUAAGCACAUUUACUAAUGCACAAGGAAGAAUUUCAAAUGAAAAUUACAGUAGAAUAUUACAUUUUACCAAGAUUUUAUCAAAAUUCUUGGCUUUCUCAAGCAGCUUUGUAAUGCCUCUGCUCUACAGAUACAUUAACAAAAACUUUCCCAACAAAUUACGACGUUUGCUUAAAAAGAUACACUGUGGGAAUCAAGGGUGCUCUCAUGAACGCACAGUGGUACAGCAAGUUAUGACGUAGGUAUGAAAAACCCCUCUGGUGCUCUGUUACCGCAGUACUUAGUGUACCGGUACUGGGACUGUGAUACUGCUGUGUUGGCACUCGGAGUCGUUAAUGUGGGAGUCCCAACCAGGAGCCUAGACGGAGCUUUCCAUUACAGUUAAAUGAAACAGUUUUAAUUUUCAAAUAGUUAAUUAAUUGAUGAAAUCUUGUGAGACUCUGGCCUAUGUGCUGUAAUACCUGUGAUAUCUAAUACUUUCAGUGCACUGAAUCGGUUCCAAAGCAUAAACUCUUGUCUUCAUCGCUCUAAUAUUCCUGUCUGAAGAAAUCACUAAGCAGUUUACUGAAGUCUUGACUGAAGACACGGCACCUUGAAUCUUGUAUAGAAAAAGUUCUUACCUUAUUUUCUGUACAAAGAAGUAAUAGUGCUAUCCUUGAUGAAGUAAAUAGCAUUUUUCAAUGAAGACGAUAUAGAUGAUCUUUACUAAAGAUCAUAUUACCCAAUUACACAUGUCCAAAUAGUAAAUGUUAAUUAUAAAUUAAAUUAUUUAAUUUUUUUCUCCAUCACUGAAUCCCCUCUUAAAGAAGCCUAAUUUAGCAUUUUCAGAAAUUAUUUUCUCAAACUAACCUAAGUUUUAAUGUUUACGGUAAAUUGACUUUAUUUCUAGAUAUAACAAUUAACAAAAAUGUGUUUUAUUUUUCCAGUGCUUGCUUUGCAUCCUAAAACAUUUCAAGAAUUCAGAAAUAUUUAUUAACUAAUUCUAAGGGAACUGAGAGAUGUUUGUUCCGCAUAUUAAAAUGAAGGACACAGUGGUUUACAAAGUUAAAUCAAAAUUUAACUAGUAAGGAUUGUCUGGCUAAGUGUUAUGGUCCACAUAUGUUCAUGUAACGAGUAAUUAUCUUAAAAAUAAAUAUGUUUAUGAUUAA
Molecule: messenger RNA, 2559 nt
Organism: Tyto alba (common barn owl)
Lineage: Eukaryota; Metazoa; Chordata; Aves; Strigiformes; Tytonidae
Gene: GPR146
Product: G protein-coupled receptor 146
Exons: 3
Coding region: 649-1653 (334 amino acids)
Biological process (GO): G protein-coupled receptor signaling pathway
Cellular component (GO): membrane
Molecular function (GO): G protein-coupled receptor activity
Source: RefSeq, a predicted model, not a curated record